Dermacentor albipictus is the source of this 5356-nucleotide messenger RNA. RefSeq lists its product as uncharacterized. NCBI's taxonomy places the organism in Eukaryota, Metazoa, Arthropoda, Arachnida, Ixodida, Ixodidae. The record is from RefSeq and is a predicted model, not a curated record.
AUGCCGAACUGUUCCGUGGCCUCGGUACACUCCGAGAUGACCCGGACGUCUCUCAUUGGUUCGCGGCACGCGGCAAGCCGCCGAAAAUGGCUCCUCGACCCAUCCUCUGCGCGGCAAACCAAACGGCUUCCGCGGCAGGUUUCGCGGCGCGCCGCCGGCGGCGUGCCGCGCUCGUUUCGACGCCAGUGUGUCCGUACCUUAAGAGGCCGCGUCCUGCAGCUUGUUGGGGGUGACUGCACAAGAGGCCUCGGAGAGCCCUUUUUCGUGUCGAGCAGCUCGGAGGCCAGCGAAACACCAUCCGCGGCGCUGGAGACCACAGCCGAAGAGCCGCAGCCGGGCCCCAGUGCGACAACAGGGAGGCGUCAUUCGGCAAGACCCGCCCGGCCACGAAGGUCAAGGCCCAGCGAGGCAGCUGGCGCAUGGAGCAGGAGACCGAGGUCCGAGGGCGAGCUGCUCGAGCAGGCAGUGCUGGAUGGUGCGCGAACUGUGCAUGUUGCGCAAAGCCAAGCCACCAUCCAGCGCGAAUUGCUUGCGGAGUCGAGAAAGCAAACUGCCGCGAUGGAGAGGGUCGCCGACUCCUUGGAAAGACUGGGCAACGUCAUGGGGCGGCAGGGAAGCCAACUGCAACUGCUCCAGGAGCAGUUAGCCCCAUUGAGCACGCUCGCUGCAGCAUUGACAGUUUUCCUGCGGCAACAGAACCUGCCGCAGGGGGACCAGCCGCAGCAGCCCCAGUAAUUUUUUUCCCGUUCAUUCCUCCUGUGUCAGCAGGACCUGACACAGGAGGCCAUUUAUUCGUAAUUUAUAAUUAUUGUUAGCAAUCAAUCGCAGCACUUUAUGUAUUUAUUCAUUGCUCAUAGUUUUUUUUUCGUUUCGUGUUACAUGUUCCUUGUUGAUUGCUUGCGUGUUCGUUCGUUCAUGUAUCACAUCGAAUAGGGCUGUACUGUUUGUAUUGUUGGAAACAUACGUUAGUGUUGGCUCUUUAUUAUAAAGUGCUUGGAUGAACCUUUUCGCUGCACAACAGCGGUGUGUGUACACAGCAGUGCAACAUAUAAAACCGAUGAUGCCCUGACCAAACACAAAUGCACUUGUCGAAACGUUGGCUUCCGCUUUCAACAUGUGUGUACUGGAAAAGGACGAGGCCACUUGCCAAAAUGUUGCCUCCUGUGCUCACCUUGUUCUCAUUAUGCUCAUUGAAAUGAAUGUCCAUGUCUCGCGCUCACCCUGUUUUUGUCAUGUUAGUGUGAGAGCAUUACGAGAUUUCCGUAUAGGGGUAUGCAGAUUCGUAAUGAAUUGUAAAUGCACAGACACGGGCCAUAUUCGCAGCAAAGAUGGUCUGCGAAGUGUCAUGCCAUGUAACGCUUCGUUCAUUGCGUGUGCACAUUUUUUGUGGAGGCACAGCAGUGGAAAAGUUUUGUGCUGCAGGAACAUGUCUUUCGUACCGUGCGCAACGUUUGGUGUGUUUUUUUUUCAAUUUACACACUGCUCAAUGACAUUGCAUUACUGCACAACAAGAGCGUGUUAUUGCUCAGCCGUCGGUAUGACUGCAAUGUUUGUAUCGCUGGUAGACGUUGUUCUGCAGUGCGCCGCAGAAAUGCAAUUAUUUCUUUGUGAAUGGAAUCAGCCUUCGCCUUACAUGCAUGUGUGUAUAGCAUCUGCGCGGGACGCCUUGGAGGACUUCGUUGUACUUUGUAAUUAUUUCGUGAAAUUUGCAUCCAUUAGCGCCCACUAUUACAUACUGUACAUAUCGGUUUUAAACCUUGCAUUUCUUAUUACCACUAUGCAUCAAUGGGAACCACGGUGCCUAUACUUGUGCAGCAGUGAACAUGUAUGCACACAUAUUCACAUGUCGCAGGAGCUAGCAAUUUUGCUUUGGCAACAUUUUGAAGUGAGACGUUCGCUUACUACGUAAGUACACAGAUGCAUGCAAGCAGUGGGGGUGGCAGGAUAAAAGCAGCAUAAUGCCACCUUGAUUGGCCCCACCUCCCCGUGAACAGCACGGCGAGGUGGGAGCAGUCAUACAUCAUCUCCUUUGUGCGUUUCGCGUGACCGGUGGACGUUUCGGGUUGCAUUAAGGACGUGUUUGCGUCUUGUUUUGCAAUGACCGACAAACAUCAAAAUUUCCUUAUCUGUCCUGCUUGGACAGCUGUAUCCCGUUGCAUGCACGUAUUCAGGGAGCGCCAUGUCCAUGUGUGUUUACAUGAAGCUGCACCACCUCUGAACAUGUUUAUGAUUGCUCUCCGUUAACACAGACUAAUGAGGUUUCAUUGGCAAUGUCAUGCAUCUUGACCAUUGUGUCCCGCUCGCACAACACCUAACAUCAUUAAACGUUAACCUUGUGUGAUCCAUAUGCAUCGACACUGUACGGUUUUGCAAUGAACGGGUGGUGGUCUCCGUUGCCAAGCAACGGUAACUGCAUAUCAGAUGAACUGAUGUCGAUAGCUGUGUACAUCUCUCUCAGCUUCUUCAAGCAGGUCUAUUAUGGCUAAAUGUAUAAUGCGUAUGUGCAAUUGUGUUUUAGUUUUGUGAAGCGUUUCCUCAACAGCCGAGUUAGUGAGUUUGUGAGCACUGAAAUCAUUACCAGAGCGUUCCCUAUGUGCACAAGUCCGUGUAACGUGUGCCAAGCCAUUGUCCAAUAUGAAUUGUUGGUCAUGCAGACAAUGCAAGGCAUGAUUUGGGAUUAUUGUGGGUGCAUUGCGAACGCAGCCCGUACGAUGCAGGGUGCAUACACAUCGAUGUGGUGAACUGUUUUGUUCGAAAUGUGCCUUAUUCCUCGAUCAUUUGAAGUAGUGCAUAUUGAGGUAGCGUGCUUACUGUGACAAUGUAGUGAACGACAACUCAUGACUCGAUUUGGUUAAGCAUUUGUACUCGAGUAAACACAUGUGCCCGAAGGAGAUGCUGCAAACAGAACUAAACUUAGAUCAUUUGAACACUGCAGCACAUGAAUACGUGCGGGAGGCAAGGGUAAUUUAUUGUGAUCGUGUAGGUAUCAGCAGAACGACUAACAGUUCUACAUAUGCGUGCAUGCACAGGCCAUAAUAAAGAAGCAAUAACGUAAAAGUCGCACCACAAGCAGACAACACUUGCAACACGCAUGAGUAUAAGGGCAGAACACACGGCACUCCAGCAAACAGCACAGAAAACAACAAAAUCAGAAAAACACAAUGUCUUGGCAUUAUCCUGAAUUUGACACUGCUCAGCAGUGCAUCGAUCCUCAGCUUACCUGCGUGGCUUUACCACACGACAGAUAUAAUUAUGCGCCACUGGUGGAAGCGUACUAAAUGAAUAUAAUGAAUAGAAAUGCCACAGUCCCAAGCAAAAUAUAUGUGAACACAGAGAGACACUGCACGUAUGAUAUUGAAUUAUAUCAAGGUGAAAGUGACAUUCUGCGAGACAGCACGCAGCAUAGCCGGUACGAAAUACAAUGUGGCCAUUCGGAGUGUGCGAACCCCAUUAAUGACAAAGGUGUUACGAGAAAUGCGGAAUCUUGCACACUGGGGGGCGAAAAUGCGAAGUGUGUUACGUUGCUGAACACUUGUAAACGGAAGGCAUUUACUUGGGUCAAUGGUUAACAUUCCACAUCAUUGCCACUCGAAUGUGCCGAAUGACGUGCGACUGUUUACAGGCUAUGCUGUAACUGCAGUGUGUAGCUGUGACAUCAAAGGAAUGCCUUUCGGCUUUUUAUGUGAUGGGUAAGCUAGGUAUUUGAGAACACUUACACCUAUAGCCGCAGACCGCUGCAUGCUCAUAAAAACUAUGUAUGCAUGUGGCAAUUAGUUGGUUGACCACCUAUCAAGGAAAAGGCGGACACUGCUCAGAAAUGGAAGUGUACAGAGUUUGACGCAGAAAACGAAACGCCAUGCAGUCCUCACCGUGGCUGCAUACCACAGCAACUUGGAAAUUGUUAACUUCCUGAAUGGAGCGAAGUCUCGCUUGGAAGAUUCGGACAGAAGUGUGUGCCAUUGCAGUGGCGUGGCAUUUGUGGCUAAAAGGAGAAGCACAGAGAGUGGUCAGACCCUGCCAGAACCCCGGAUUUCCUCUGGCGACUGCAAGUCUUCGCGAGUGACCACCCAGGGAAGUUGAUGCAAGACACUGCAAAGGAACUACAGGUGGCACAGUCGACUGCCAGGCUCGCUGUGCACGACAGCAUGCGGUACCAUUUAUAUGUGAUGACGAGGGGGCAACUUACGUCCAGUAAGACUCGGGAGGGUCACCUACUCGGCUGUGUUCCUAGCGAUUGCUGAUCAAGCUGGAGAGGCCCGAGGAGCCACAAAUGCUGCAGUAUUUAUUUUCCGAUGAAAAGAACUUUGAGCACGACCGAAAACUUUCCUGCCGUAAUGGCAGGUCGCUUUGUGCAAGUUCCAAUGAGUUAGCUGCAGUGUUUUAAACGAAAUUUCCAUCGUGAGCAACAACGGUAACACCAUGCCGGCACGCUGAUUUGCAGAAGGUGUCCGCGUUAACGCUGCCGCGUACAUAGAGGUGCUCAUCACUGCAACGCCCUGGACAGAGACUGUUUCUAGAGGAAAAUGUUACGACGGUCAGCAACACCAAGCCCUCGCUCACACCGCCUGCAUUACACAGGAGUGGUUUUCUGACAGCUUCCAUGACCCCGUCAUUCCCAACUUGAGGCCUCCUACCUAUCCAAAUUUAUAUCCACUUGUCUAGCUCAUCUGAGGCGGCAUUGCGAGCGGUGCCAAGAAACAGCCAAAUAAUACGAAACACUCGCUGAAGGCUGCCAUAGCUGCGUGAAUGCGAACAUUUGUAAUGGCCCCUGAACCCCUUCACGCUGCCUCGUGCGCAGCUGAAUGUGUCGUUGCUGAGGACGCUGAAUCCACUGAGCAAUUGUGGGAAUAAAGCAUUACGGAAGUAUCGCCCACAGUUUCGUUACAAAAAUCUGUGUUUUGCUAUAGAUGCUCUCCUGUGCGGGAAGGCAACAGUGUGCUCUCAAAUACCUCGCGAACCCGGUACAUGUACAUGCUGUUGAAAACGCUGCAUACUUGUAAAGGUGCAUGCGCGGAAGGGUGGAACAAUUGGGGAAAAUAGGAUGUUUUCAGAGGAUAACAAUCAUAUGUUUUCAGGUACUGCUUGUAAAAUUAGCAAAUUGUGAAGACUGCAAUGUUGUGCAUCACGUGCGUGCAGCAAAUGUGAAUGUGUAGAGCAUGCAACACUACAACAGGGUAUUUGCACAUUGCUUGUAAUUGGUGUUGUCCGAUCUGACAGACUGAAAAUGGAUAACAAAGUGCUAUGGCCAUUGUAGUAUAUUAGUUUCAGUUUCUGUUUGCCCUUACACGCCGCCAGUGGCGCCAGUGUUUCCACCUGUAUAUAUACAUGCCUCUGAAUAAAGAGGGCUAGUUCCGUU